This is a messenger RNA of Clonostachys solani, 948 nucleotides long. The record is from the annotation of a GenBank genome assembly. NCBI's taxonomy places the organism in Eukaryota, Fungi, Ascomycota, Sordariomycetes, Hypocreales, Bionectriaceae.
AUGAAUAGAUACCGUUUCGACGGUGUUGAUAUUGACUGGGAAUUCCCAACGGCGAAUGAUCGUGGUGGACGUCCCGAAGAUUACAAAAAUCAGGUUGAAUUUAUGAACAGACUUCGUUCAAGAAUGAAGGAUGUCAAAAAGGGCGUUUCUAUGGUCAUCCCUACAACACACAGAUAUCUGAAGGGCUUUGAUCUCAAAUCACUCGAACCCCAUGUGGAUUGGUUUAAUCUCAUGAGCUACGAUCUACAUGGCUCCUGGGACAUCAUUGACAAGUCCAUGGGACCUUGGGUCAACAGUCACACCAAUAUGACCGAAAUUCAGACGGCCUUGGAUCAUCUAUGGCGAAACGACAUCAGCCCCACCAAAGUCACCAUGGGAGUGUCGUUCUAUGGGCGAAGCUUCACUUUAACGGACCCGAACUGCCAUGAUCCCGGAUGCCGUGUUAGUUCAGGCGGCAACCCAGGCGAGUGUUCGAACAAUGUGGGUGUUUUGCAUCACGAAGAGAUUGAAAGAAUUAUCCGACAAAAUAAUCUUCAGCCCACUUUACAUCCCGAGCACGCCGUCAAAACUGUCUCGUGGGGCAACCAGUGGGUGUCAUUUGACGAUGCAGAUACAUGGCGCUUAAAGGGGAACAUUGCUCGGGGCCAGUGCAUUAACAGCUUCGCAGUGAGGGCCCUGAAUCAUGAAAAUGACAAAGAAACCAACAUCGAGGCACUGAGCCUUGCUUUAGAUCACAAACAGAUGGAAGCCCCGAAUUUCAGUACUACCAGACAGCAGGGCAACGUGUGGCGCAAGCCGGCCCCUCAGCAAUGUCGAUGGUCCAGCUGCUUUGAGGGAUGUCCGGUGGGUUUCAAAGAAGUGCGGGAGGAAGGACAAAAAGACAUCAUGACGGACAAAGACAUCUGCAGGGACCAAUACGGUAGUUUGGGAUUCGCCCAAUUCUGCUGA